Aspergillus calidoustus is the source of this 1509-nucleotide messenger RNA. Lineage: Eukaryota; Fungi; Ascomycota; Eurotiomycetes; Eurotiales; Aspergillaceae. The record is from the annotation of a GenBank genome assembly.
AUGGCCUCACUCCCAAGCUUCUCACCGUCUACCAGAGCGCGGUCCUCUGAUACCUUGUCGCCCGCUGCAUCAACAUCGCAGCCUAACCAACUCCAUGAUAGCCAUAACCCGACAAACGAGUCCUCCAAAGAGGAUGAUGAAACUGUGGUUUUGAACAAACCCGUAGGGGAAGAAGGUGGCAAGCCCGACAGCAGAUCGAUAGUUCAGAGCGUGGAUACUAUCAGCUCUCCGUCAAACAAUAAUGACAUCGCAGAGGAGCCGCGAAAAUGCUGGAUUUGCUACACCGACGAGACUGAGGACACACCACUUAAUUCCGAAUGGCGAUCACCCUGUCCUUGCGCCUUGACGGCCCACGAGGCUUGCCUUCUCGAUUGGCUUGCCGAUCUCGAGAACCCGCGAGCGCGGAAACGCAAUGGCCCCAACGCGAAGAUGGUAUGCCCGCAGUGCAAGACCGAGAUUAUUGUGACUCGACCGCGGAGCUAUAUUGUAGAUGUUGUGAGGUUGGUUGAACGGGUAGCUGGCAGACUAGUGCUACCUGGAAUGGUGUUUACGCUCGCGGGCACUGUCUGGGCCGGGUGCUGUGCUCAUGGAGUGUAUUCAAUGUACUUUGUCUUUGGAACAGACGAGGCCAAGAAUAUAUUGGAAGAAGCUGCAGACGGUACAUGGAACUCGGGUCUCAAUUUGGGGUUGCCUCUUAUUCCGCUGGUUUUGAUAUUCUCGCGCACACGUUACGCAGAAGGCCUUCUCCCUGCGAUUCCUGUCCUGUUUUUCGCAACUCAUAAUCCUGGGCAUGAGCCGGAUAUCGAUCUUUGGCCUCCGAGCGCUGCUGUAACAUUUGCAGCUUUGCCAUACAUUAAGAGUUUCUACAGCGCUGUUUACGACCGACUUUUUGGCAAACUGGAGCGGAGAUGGAUCGCCGAGGUACAACCGCGCCAGGCAGAUAUCAAUGAAUUCGAUGACAAUGCGCCGCCGGAGCAUCCGGGGCCAGUUCCAGUCCCGGCGGACAAUGGACAAAUCCUUAUGGAGUUCGAUCUGGAAUUCCAAGUUGGUAUGAAUAAUGAUGAGGUGGAACCACAACAGAUUCUGGGAUUGGGCGAAGGAAAUGGACAGCAACAACAACAACAGGAGGAAGGACAGCAAGAGCAAAACCAAGGGGCCGGUAUCAACGGCCAAGCUUUGGGACUUGGGCAACGAGACGUGAAUCUCGUCCAUGAAACAAGCAGUCUUGCGGACAUUGUUUUGGGAGCUCUUGCCUUUCCUGCUAUUUCUGCGACCAUGGGCGGGCUUCUCAAGUAUGUGUUACCAAAGUCGUGGACGACAGUAUCCGUACUUGAACGUGGGAGGCCCGGUCUGCUUCAGACAAGAUGGGGUCGGAGUGUGAUUGGGGGCUGCGUUUUUGUGCUUUUCAAAGAUGCUUUGGUGUUGUAUUGCCGCUGGAAGUUGGCGCAGACUCAUCGGCGACGCAAGGUGCUCAAUUAUGACCGGGCGAAAAAACAAGUGGCUAGAUAA